UCCUCCUGCCCAAGGAUGCUGGAUCUCGGACCGAGAUGGCUGAGGCUCGUCUGCUUGUCCCUUCUGUGUCUGUGCCUGUGCCUGCCGAGGGAAUCGAGCGCCAGGAGAGCCCCUAAGAUACCCCGCUGUCCUGCGACCUGCUCCUGCACCAAAGACAGUGCCUUCUGUGUGGAUACCAAGGCGAUCCCCAAGAGCUUCCCCCCUGGAAUCAUCUCUCUGACCAUGGUGAAUGCAGCUUUUACUACAAUCCCAGAGGGAGCUUUCUCACACCUUCACCUGCUGCAGUUCCUGUUGUUGAACUCCAACACAUUCACCAUGGUCGCUGAUGAUGCCUUUGCUGGUCUGUCUCACCUGCAGUACUUGUUCAUUGAGAAUAAUGACAUCCAGGCUCUCUCAAAGUACACCUUCAGAGGACUCAAAUCCCUGACACAUCUAUCCCUCUCAAACAACAACCUGCAGCAGCUGCCCAGAGAUCUCUUCAAACAUCUAGACAUCCUGACCGAUUUAGACCUGCGGGGGAACUCUUUCCGCUGUGACUGUAAAAUCAAGUGGCUGGUAGACUGGAUGGAGAAGACCAACACCUCUGUUCCUACCAUCUACUGUGCCAGCCCCUUUGAAUUCCAGGGACGCAGAAUAAAUGAUCUCGUACCGCGAGACUUCAGCUGCAUCAGCGCAGAUUUUGCUGUUUAUGAAACCUUCCCUUUCCACUCUGUGUCAGUGGAGUCCUAUGAGUUCAGUGGGGAUCAGUUUGUGGCCUUUGCUCAGCCUGAUUCAGGGUUCUGCGCCGUGUAUGUAUGGGAUCAUGUGGAGAUGGUCUUCAGGAGGUUUCACAACAUUACUUCUCGCUCUGCUGUGUACUGCAAACCAGUGGUGAUAAACAACACACUUUACAUGGUCGUGGCUCAACUUUUUGGUGGAUCUCAUAUCUACAAGUGGGAAGAGGGCCCGCAGCGCUUUGUAAAGAUCCAAGACAUAGACACCACUCGAGUGAGGAAGCCCAACUUUGUGGAGACCUUCCAGCUGGAUGGAGAGUGGUACUUCGUAGUAGCAGACAGCUCCAAGGCAGGCUCCACCAGCAUUUAUCGCUGGAACAGCAAUGGUUUUUACUCCCACCAAUCCCUCCAUCCCUGGCAUCGAGACACCCAUGUGGAGUUCCUUGAUGUUGGGGGAAAGCCUCUCCUUAUCCUCUCCAGCGCUUCUCAACCCCCAGUAGUUUACCAGUGGAGCCGAAGCCAGAGGCAGUUUACUUUCUACUCCCAAAUCACAGAGCUGGCCGACGUGCAGAUGGUUAAGCACUUUUGGGUGAGGAAAGUUCUUUACCUUUGCCUCACACGCUUCAUUGGUGACUCCAAGAUCCUCCGCUGGGAAGGGCAGCGUUUCAUAGAGAUCCAGACUCUUCCAUCUCGGGGCUCAAUGGCAGUGUAUCCUUUCACAGUGGGCCUCCGCCAGUACCUCAUUCUUGGAAGUGAUUUCUCCUUCUCCAGAGUAUACCUAUGGGAUGACCUCACUCAGCGCUUUCAGCCCUUCCAGGAGCUCAACAUGAGAGCCCCGCGGGCAUUCAGCUUGGUGUCCGUCGACAACAAGGAUAUUCUGCUGGCUGCCAGCUUCAAAGGCAACACCCUGGCCUACCAGCACCUGGUGGUGGAUCUCAGUGCCAAGUAGACAUGUUACAGUCAGAGAGAAAGGAGGUGUGUCUGAGCAUAUAGCAACCUGUGCCAAAUAAAUGAAAGACUGCAAAAUGUUUAAGCCAUGUAACUAAAGGUCUGCUGUUUCACCUGAUGUUUCAAGCGAGGCAACUAAUUAAACUAUUAAUCUCUUUUUAUGCACUAUCCCUUAACAUCUGAAUGAAAUGAGGUGAUCAUAUACAGCAUCAGUAACAUGCUAACAUAAGUGCCAUGUCACUGUCGAAUCACUGCUUCUGUUCUGCCCACCACAUGUCAAGGCCAAUUAUUUUUUGAAAGUGUAUGUUGUACUUUACUAAUGUGAAAAUGAUGUGCAUGUGCAUAUUAUAUUCUGAAUUAUUCAUUGGAUGAGACUAGAAAAUAUAACUGGCUGUAAAACUAUGAAGGUUUUGUAAAUUACAUGGUGUAGUUUAUCUGUGUUGCAUUUUGCAUGACACUGUACAAACGAUAUAACUAUGUGAAACAAGCAAUACUUACCAUUGCAAUACUUUAAAUCUAUUAUGUUCGUCUUUAUAUACGAGAUAUCCUUGAAUCUGUUUUGGAUUUAAUGUUUGUUCUGCAAUAAUAACAUGUGACCAGACCCAGCCUGAGGAAACUAAAUGUA
Messenger RNA from Toxotes jaculatrix (banded archerfish), 2286 nucleotides. It is a transcript of the gene lgi3, whose product is annotated as leucine-rich repeat LGI family, member 3. Gene Ontology annotation, biological process: regulation of exocytosis. The transcript is spliced from 9 exons. Gene Ontology annotation, cellular component: synaptic vesicle. Gene Ontology annotation, molecular function: protein binding. NCBI's taxonomy places the organism in Eukaryota, Metazoa, Chordata, Actinopteri, Toxotidae. The record is from RefSeq and is a predicted model, not a curated record. Bases 16 to 1662 code for a protein of 548 amino acids.